AUGGUAGAGUGUUUUCUCGAUAUGGUGUCCAGUGAGACCAACCGUGCUACGUUCAUUCAAAAUCUUCUUGGGUUUCUAUCCGAGUAUGAUAAUGGCGUCGACUUCGACUGGGAGUACCCAGGCGCUGAUAACCGUGGCGGAUCUGAUUCAGAUGGCGUGAACUAUACCGCAUUUCUGAAAGAGCUGCGUGCUGCCAUUAAUGCUGGCGGCAAAAAAUACAUCGUGACUUUCACUGUUCCUACAUCAUACUGUGACAAUCCCAUCGGUAACCAAAUCCUUGCUCAUACAACCCUUACCGAGAUUGAUCUUGUCUUGGACCUCUUCUGGCGUGUAGAGGUUGAUCCUUCUGCAAUUAAGCCAGGUUGUGCGUUCAGCGGUUCUGGUGCGAAAGAAAAAUGCACAGAUACUGCGGGUAUUCUUUCUUAUCUAGAUAUCCAAGAAAUCAUUGAUGACGCUGGCGGCACUGCCUAUCUAUAUGAAAAAGCCGCGGUCAAAUAUAUGAUCUACAUCAAUGACAACUGGAUCUCGUUCGAUGACUCGGGAACAUUCAAGCAAAAGAUCGACUACGCCAACAAAAUGGGCCUAUCAGGAUUGAUGGUAUGGGCUAUUGAUCUCAACGACAAUUAUCUUGGGGUCCUGAGGUCGAUCUCGGACUCGCAGUAUAUUGAGAACGGGCGGAACAUACAGGGUUCACGAUCUAUUCCCAUUUUACUUCGUUCGCCAUGCCAAAAUUGCCGAGCAGACACAGGGCCAAUACAGAAAUCCUAA
Molecule: messenger RNA, 768 nt
Organism: Penicillium taxi
Lineage: Eukaryota; Fungi; Ascomycota; Eurotiomycetes; Eurotiales; Aspergillaceae
Product: glycoside hydrolase family 18 protein
Exons: 3
Coding region: 1-768 (255 amino acids)
Biological process (GO): carbohydrate metabolic process
Molecular function (GO): chitin binding
Source: RefSeq, a predicted model, not a curated record